Colletotrichum truncatum is the source of this 957-nucleotide messenger RNA. RefSeq names its product NmrA-like family protein. Gene Ontology annotation, cellular component: nucleus. The record is from RefSeq and is a predicted model, not a curated record. Lineage: Eukaryota; Fungi; Ascomycota; Sordariomycetes; Glomerellales; Glomerellaceae.
AUGGCCCCAGCAAUUCUCAUCGUCGGCGCGACAGGAAACACUGGUCGAGGUGUGACGGAAGCCCUUCCCGAGUUGCUGAAAGCGAGCAAGGCCCUUUCCGACCAUCGAGUCCUCGCCCUUACUAGAUCAGCCGACAGCUCUACGGCUCAGAACCUCGCCAAAAUUCCUGGCGUUACCGUCAUUGAGCAAAAUUGGACCGAGAUUACCGCCGACUGGUUGCGCGAGCAUCAGGUCGUACGUGCCUUCAUCGCACCCCACCUCGCACCAAACCAGUUUGCCGAAGAGUCGGCCUUUCACGUCGCCGCACUGAAUGCUGGUGUCGAAUACGUUGUGCGUAUCUCGACUACAGCGGCGGCUGUUCGUCCGGAUUUCGGCUCAUACUAUCCGCGCGCCCAUUGGGCUAUUGAGGCCAUGCUUGGCUCCGCCGAGUUCGGCGCUUUGAAGUGGACUUCCCUUCAGCCGAAUGCAUUUUUAGAUGGCUAUCUUGCUCCGGCUGCUCAGUACAUUAAACGGUACAAGGAAACUGGCGAGCUGGGCACUCUGAGUCUGAUGGCGGCGAAGGACGCACCCGUUGCACCCAAUGACCCGGUUGAGGUUGGCGUCUUCGCAGCCCGGCUUCUGGCUUUAGAUGAUCCGAGCCCUCACAGCGGAGCAAAGUAUGUUUUGAACGGCCCCGAAGACAUCACCGGAGAACAGAUUGUCAAACUGGUGGAGAAACACAUUGGCACAGAGGUGAAGGAUGUGGUUUAUCAAGACCUGAGCUUCAUCGAGGCGUUUGUAGCCAGUGGCUUUGGAGGACCGGGACAGUCCAAGACUGUCUUGAGAUCUAUGCGGUAUGGAUUGAUGACAAUGUGGAAAGGGGUGUGUGUUACUGCCACGACGAGCAAGGAGGUUAAAGAAAUUGGUGGACCGAAGCGGACUCCUGCAGAGAUGCUGAAUCGCUUGUUGGAGGGGUAG